Molecule: messenger RNA, 351 nt
Organism: Trypanosoma brucei brucei TREU927
Lineage: Eukaryota; Euglenozoa; Kinetoplastea; Trypanosomatida; Trypanosomatidae
Exons: 1
Coding region: 1-351 (116 amino acids)
Source: RefSeq, a predicted model, not a curated record
AUGGGGGCAGAAAUGCACAGCUGCAGUGUCAAACGGUUCUCCGUCGCGCGAUUGCGAACUUCCGCACCCGCACACACACACACACACACACACACACACAGGACAGAAUUGAUGACGAGGUUGAUUACGCAGAAGGCGCUCACCCAACACGGCCGGAGACAGAAAGUGUAUUGGGCACGAUUCGGAGCGGCAAACCCGUCCAUAUUAAUUCAGUCCUUCCAAACCAUGUCACUUGCCAACGCCGGCAUGUCAUGGGGAAGAAUGAAUGGAAUACGAAAACCUCAUGAAGUGUGCGGCGCUUUCUCGAGACUUCCCCGCCAGCGGUACCGCCUUCUCUGGUGGUUGAGAUAA